CUCUCGCCCAAUCGGCGCCGGGGCCGUGCGCGCGGACGGGGCUCCGGUUGCCAGGGCUUCGCGCGGCGUCGCGGCCAGGUGCGCUGGGUGCUGCUGCCAUCGCCAUGAACACAAACUCAGUACCAGCAAUUGCCGCUUAAGUAGGACUAUCACUACUCAGUUUCGCAUACAGAGGAUAGAGGCAAAAUGAGUCAAGAUGAUAGAUUUGCUUUCACUGCCGAAUGGUAUGACCCAAAUGCUUCACUCUUUCGUCGUUAUGAACUUCUGUAUUAUCCAAAAGAUGGAUCAGUUGAAAUGUAUGAUAUGAAGAACCAUCGCACCUUUCUGAAGCGCACCAAGUAUGAGAGUUUACACCUUGAGGAUUUAUUUGUGGGCAACAAAGUUACUGUGUUUUCUCGUCACCUUUCCAUAGUGGACUAUGGGGACCAAUACACAGCCCGCAAGCUGGGGAGCCGCAAAGAGAGAACCCUGGCUUUGAUUAAACCUGACGCAAUGCCUAAGCUUGGAGAAUUAAUUGAUAUCAUUAUUAAUGCAGGAUUUACAAUCACUAAGGCCAAAAUGAUGAUACUUUCAAGAAAAGAAGCAGCAGAUUUCUAUGUAGACCAUCAAUCUAAACCUUUUUAUAAUGAGCUUCUUCAGUUUAUAACGAGUGGUCCCAUUGUUGCUAUGGAAAUCUUAGGAGAUGAUGCAGUUUGUAAAUGGAAAACAUUACUGGGGCCAGCAAACUCUGCAGUGGUUCAGGCUGAUGCACCUGACAGUGUCAGAGACACCUUUGGGCAUAAUGGCCUAAGAAAUGCAGCUCAUGGCCCAGAUACUGUUGCUUCAGCUGCUCAAGAGCUGGAGUUGUUCUUUCCCUCCAGUGGAGGUUGUGGACCAGUCAACAGCGCAAAAUUCACAAACUGCACUUGUUGCAUUAUUAAGCCUCAUGCUGUUAAUGAAGGGCUAGCUGGAAAGAUUAUAAAAGCCAUCAUCAAUGAAGGAUUUCAGAUCUCAGCUUUGCAGAUGUUCAACAUGGAGCGUACAAACGUGGAAGAGUUUUAUGAGAUUUACAAAGGCGUUGUUGCUGAAUAUGUGGACAUGGUUACAGAGUUGUGUUCAGGCCCUUGCAUAGCAAUGGAGAUAAUACAACCUGAGCCUCCAAAAGUGUUCAGAGACUUCUGUGGUCCUUCUGACCCUGAAAUAGCCCGUCAUCUCCGACCUGGAACUUUGCGUGCUCUCUUUGGGAAGAACAAGAUUCAGAAUGCUGUCCACUGCACUGACCUACCUGAAGAUGGGCUUUUGGAGGUGCAGUACUUCUUCAAGAUCCUGGACAACUAAGAGCCUCCAUCCUUCCCCCAGGCAAAAGACAUGCACGUAGCAGGAUGUGUUCAUUCAUUUAUUUGUCCAAUGUUUCAACCUGACUGAAAUACAAGAUCAACAAGAGCACUGUACUCCUGGCUAUUGUUACAUGUUAGAACAUAGAGUUUUGCACUUUAGACAACAUUUAACACCAUUCUAUGGGGUACUGCAUUGCUUUUAUAAAGUUUAAAAUAAAGAUUUCUUUUCAAA
This is a messenger RNA of Pogoniulus pusillus (Red-fronted tinkerbird), 1548 nucleotides long. RefSeq names its product NME/NM23 family member 7 (gene NME7). The record is from RefSeq and is a predicted model, not a curated record. The coding region runs from base 187 to 1317 and encodes 376 amino acids. Gene Ontology annotation, biological process: GTP biosynthetic process; CTP biosynthetic process; UTP biosynthetic process. Gene Ontology annotation, cellular component: centrosome. Gene Ontology annotation, molecular function: nucleoside diphosphate kinase activity; ATP binding. The transcript is spliced from 13 exons. Lineage: Eukaryota; Metazoa; Chordata; Aves; Piciformes; Lybiidae.